Messenger RNA from Penaeus chinensis, 618 nucleotides. RefSeq names its product aspartate, glycine, lysine and serine-rich protein-like. NCBI's taxonomy places the organism in Eukaryota, Metazoa, Arthropoda, Malacostraca, Decapoda, Penaeidae. The annotation marks the transcript as partial. The record is from RefSeq and is a predicted model, not a curated record. The transcript has 2 exons.
AUGCCGGGGACGACGUCGACGGCCCCUGAGACGGCGUCCCCUCCCGCCCCUGGCCCCGCCCCUGGCCCCGCCCCUGGCUCUUCCAAUCGCUGGGAGAUUCUUCGGGUCCUGAAACGCGUCAGCACAACCCGGAUUUAUAGAACGGUGUCGCGUUACGGUGAUGCUGAUGCUGGAGGUGGUGGAAGUGGAGAUGGUGGAGGCGUUGGAGGCGGAGAUGGUGGAGGUGUUGGAGGUGGAGAUGAUGGAGGUGAUGGCCAAAUCGUAGAUGAUAUAGGAAAUGGUGAUGAAAACCAAAACAGCGAUGGUAAGGGCGUAUUCGACGACGCAGACGGCGAUCGGAACGCGACGGAGGAAGCUCUCGACACGACACGGGGUUCCUCGGCCACGGAAGGAUCUCGGACGGAUCUGAAGGACGACGACCCGACACCGGAAACUUCCCGAAGGAACUCGAUCGUCGCCUGGAUGUUCUCGCGGAAGGAGGGACAGAAAAAAAAUAUAAACAUCACCAUGUCCACCUAUAUAACCAGCCUGUGCAUCGUGGUGUACGCUGUGUAUGGGAUCUUAAGGGAACUGGUGCAGCUCUACCAUCAGAAGUUUAGGGUGAGGAUAGAGAGAGAG